Messenger RNA from Herpailurus yagouaroundi (jaguarundi), 2497 nucleotides. RefSeq names its product homeobox C4 (gene HOXC4). Lineage: Eukaryota; Metazoa; Chordata; Mammalia; Carnivora; Felidae. The coding region runs from base 901 to 1695 and encodes 264 amino acids. The record is from RefSeq and is a predicted model, not a curated record. Gene Ontology annotation, cellular component: nucleus; nucleoplasm. Gene Ontology annotation, molecular function: RNA polymerase II cis-regulatory region sequence-specific DNA binding; DNA-binding transcription factor activity, RNA polymerase II-specific. Gene Ontology annotation, biological process: anterior/posterior pattern specification; embryonic skeletal system morphogenesis; positive regulation of transcription by RNA polymerase II. The transcript is spliced from 3 exons.
AGUUAGGUCGGCUCACUGUGGGGAUGAAGAAAGAAGAGCGCUCAGGGCCGUGGCUGGGCACCAUCACAGGGCACUGGUUCCUGGCAGAUCCCACUUCUCCUCGCCCUAGGUCCUUAGGAACCAGCCCUAGAGCGGGGGGCUCAACCCCCAGACUUCCAGAAAUGACGUCAGAAUCAUUUGCAUCCCGCUGCCUCUACCUGCCCGGUCCAGCUGGGACCCUGCCUCGCCGGCCCCAUGGCCAGAGGGUUGGGUGAGUGUGUACGGGGAAGGGGGCUGGACUCUGGUAUCCUUGGAUGGGGGGCACCCCAGGCUCUCCAGCCUCCUGGGCUUAGCCUGGGCCCCUCCCCAUCCAACCUCCACUCCAGUCCUCCUCAUUCAACUUCCUCUUCCUGCAAAAGAGGGGCGCUGCCCGGUGACCUACACAGACUGAGACAGGAUCGCCAUGAAUGGAGACCUCUGGAAAAUCUCAGGAGCCGAGGCCCAGGGGGCCCACCGGAGGCCCAAGGGGAGACCAUGGGAGGGGGCUGAAUCACAGCCUCCCGACAGCCCCCCAGUGCCCAGGCUUUGGAAGGGAGCUGGGGGCUUCCCAUCUCCUUUUGCAGGGGAGGGCUGUCAGUCGGCGGCGGGCUCACUGGGGGCACCUCAGCCCCCGCCAGCUAACCCCACAUCACCACCACCACCACCCCCAGCACCACCACCACCACCACCACACACAAAAAAAAUUGGAUACAUUUUGAAUAAAGCGAUUCGGUUCCUUAUCCGGGGACUGGGUUGCUCCGUGUGAUUGGCCGGCGGAGUCACAUGGUGAAAGUAACUUUACAGGGUCGCUAGCUAGUAGGAGGGCUUUAUGGAGCAGAAAAACGACAAAGCGAGAAAAAUUAUUUUCCACUCCAGAAAUUAAUGAUCAUGAGCUCGUAUUUGAUGGACUCUAACUACAUCGAUCCGAAAUUUCCUCCAUGCGAAGAAUAUUCGCAAAAUAGCUACAUCCCUGAACACAGUCCGGAAUAUUACGGCCGGACCAGGGAAUCGGGAUUCCAGCAUCACCACCAGGAGCUGUACCCACCACCGCCUCCGCGCCCUAGCUACCCCGAGCGCCAGUAUAGCUGCACCAGUCUCCAGGGGCCGGGCAAUUCGCGAGGCCACGGGCCGGCCCAGGCGGGCCACCACCACCCCGAGAAAUCACAGCCGCUCUGCGAGCCGGCGCCUCUCUCAGGCGCCUCCGCCUCCCCGUCCCCAGCCCCGCCAGCCUGCAGCCAGCCAGCCCCUGACCAUCCCUCCAGCGCCGCCAGCAAGCAACCCAUAGUCUACCCAUGGAUGAAAAAAAUCCACGUUAGCACGGUGAACCCCAAUUAUAACGGAGGGGAACCCAAGCGCUCGAGGACAGCCUACACCCGGCAGCAAGUCCUGGAAUUAGAGAAAGAGUUUCAUUACAAUCGCUACCUGACCCGAAGGAGAAGGAUCGAGAUCGCCCACUCGCUGUGCCUCUCUGAGAGGCAGAUCAAAAUCUGGUUCCAAAACCGUCGCAUGAAAUGGAAGAAGGACCACCGACUCCCCAACACCAAAGUCAGGUCAGCGCCCCCGGCCGGCGCUGCGCCCAGCACCCUCUCGGCAGCCACCCCGGGCACUUCUGAAGACCACUCCCAGAGCGCCACGCCGCCGGAGCAGCAACGGGCAGAGGACAUUACCAGGUUAUAAAACAUAACUCACACCCUGCCCCCACCCCAUGCCCCCAUCCUCCCCCUCACACACAAAUUGACUCUUAUUUAUAGAAUUUAAUAUAUAUAUAUUUUUUGGUUCUUUUCUCUCUUCCUCCCACCUUAUCCCUUGUCAAUUCCAAACUGACAAAACAGAUAAGCCCUCUGCCCUUCUCUCCCUUCCACUGUUAAGGACCCUUUUAAGCAUGUGAUGUUGUCUUAGCAUGGUACCUGCUGGGUUUUUUUUUUUUAAGGCCAUUUUUGGGGGGUUAUUUAUUUUUUAAGGAAGAAAGCUGCAAAAAUUAUAUAUUGCAAGGUGCGAUGGUCUGGUUUGGGUGAAUUUCAGGGGAAAUGAGGAACAGAAAAAAAGGAAAGAGAUUUUUAAGCCAAUUCUCCUCCUUCUCCUCCUCCUCCUUCCCCCCUCUUUCCUUAGGCCUUUUGCAUUGAAAAUGCACCAGAGGAGGUUAGUGAGGGGGAAGUCAUUUUAAGGAGAACAAAGCUAUGAAGUUCUUUUGUAUUAUUGUUGGGGGGGGCUGGGAGGAGAGGGGGGAAGACAGCAGACAAAGCUAAAUGCAUCUGAAGAGCCUCUCAGAGCUGUUCAGUUUGAGGAGCCAAAAGAAAAUAAAAAUGAACUUUCAGUUCAGAGAGGCAGUCUAUAGGUAGAACCCCCCCCCCACCAUCGUGGUUAUUGUGUUUUUGGACUGAAUUUACUUGAUUAUUGUAAAACUUGCAAUAAAGAAUUUUAGUGUCGAUGUGAAAUGCCCCGUGAUCAAUAAUAAACCAGUGGAUGUGAAUUAGUUUUA